AUGGAAAAUCAUAUAUUAAACGGUCUAAUUCUUCAUUUAAUGAGAGCUAUUUCAGAUUAUUUCUUGUAUUUUGAACUUGCUAAGUCUGCUUUUACCUUUAAAAUAAUUUUAAGAACAAAACAGCUAGUAAACAGCUUGAAUGCAAAUAGACAAUAUAAAAAAUUUGAUCUAACUUGA
Messenger RNA from Tetrahymena thermophila SB210, 177 nucleotides. RefSeq lists its product as hypothetical. The transcript has a single exon. Bases 1 to 177 code for a protein of 58 amino acids. The record is from RefSeq and is a predicted model, not a curated record. NCBI's taxonomy places the organism in Eukaryota, Ciliophora, Oligohymenophorea, Hymenostomatida, Tetrahymenidae.